AUGCCACUCGCGUCCAGGAAAGACUUCCUCUCAACACUCACACCACCACAAUGCCCUAUCUGCUACGAACACCUGACUGCGCCCAUCACCACUCCAUGCGAGCACACCUUCUGCCUCGAAUGCGCUAAAACAUGGCUCAAGACUGCAGCAACAUGCCCAUCGUGCCGCACCGUUCUCUACGAUAUCGAUCUCGAUGAUGAGGAGCCAGAGAACGACUCGGAACUUCAGUUGCCGCUUGAACCUGGCUAUGUGCAGCGAGCAUUCCCCUCAACCACCGCCGCCAAUGAUUCCGGAAUCCCCGCCGAACAUGAUACUUCCGGCACCGACCCAGCUCCUCCACAUCCUCGCCGCCUGCUCAGCCGCCUCCCACGCCUCCAUCGCCCUAUCCAGCAUCGUGAAGCCGCACUCGAAGAGCGUAGACUCUCACGUCAGCGAUGGCAACGAUCAAUGGACCGCCUCUUCCGCACCCUGCAGAAGGCGCACAGGAGUCUGGAGUUGAGGAGGAGGGUAUAUGAUAGGCAGCAGACGGAGAUGCUAGAGGUGGCUGAGAUUUUAAGGCAUCAGAUCCAGCUCCAAGAUGACAUGCAUGCUGAGAUUGUGAGACUGGCGGAAGAACAUGAGAAUAGUCUUCGUGAGCGAGAGGUCAAGGUCGAGGAGCAGUUGAGAGAGCUGCAAGGUGGCGAGGCGAGACGUUUGAGGGUAUCUCGUAGUGCGAUGGAUGCUGCGGGUGAGGACAGCAAGUGGUCGUGGGCGCGUAUGAAGGAGAGACUGAUCGCAAAACUCUAG
Fulvia fulva is the source of this 786-nucleotide messenger RNA. RefSeq lists its product as uncharacterized. Bases 1 to 786 code for a protein of 261 amino acids. The transcript is spliced from 2 exons. The record is from RefSeq and is a predicted model, not a curated record. NCBI's taxonomy places the organism in Eukaryota, Fungi, Ascomycota, Dothideomycetes, Mycosphaerellales, Mycosphaerellaceae.